Messenger RNA from Bactrocera dorsalis (oriental fruit fly), 420 nucleotides. RefSeq lists its product as uncharacterized. Bases 1 to 420 code for a protein of 139 amino acids. The transcript has a single exon. The record is from RefSeq and is a predicted model, not a curated record. NCBI's taxonomy places the organism in Eukaryota, Metazoa, Arthropoda, Insecta, Diptera, Tephritidae.
AUGAAAAAAAGCACAGCCAAAGGAAUACCGUCUAGUAUGGAGUGGAAUGACGUCAAGGCGGAAGGUGCGGAUAGUGUAUGUGACUUGUUUGCGGAUUUCUUUAGCAGUAUUUAUCAGGAAGUGGACACAUUACUACAAGAGGACAUCACAUUCUCAUUGGAGCGACUGAAAAAUUGUAAUAGCAACUUGGAAGAUCUUGAAAUCACCUUUGAUGAAUUAUUGAAAAGGAUGUUAGCUCUUGAUCCUAGCAAAGGCCCAGGCCCAGAUGGUAUUUCGAACUUCUUUCUAAGAGAAUGUGCUGUGGGUUUGUGUGAACCACUGAGCUUUCUGUUAAACAAAUCAUUAAAAUUGGGAAUUUUUCCCAAUUGCUGGAAAGAUGCAUACGUAGUACCUGUAUUUAAGGCUGGAAGAAAGAUUUGA